This is a messenger RNA of Nerophis lumbriciformis (worm pipefish), 1549 nucleotides long. It is a transcript of the gene emp2, whose product is annotated as epithelial membrane protein 2. Lineage: Eukaryota; Metazoa; Chordata; Actinopteri; Syngnathiformes; Syngnathidae. The record is from RefSeq and is a predicted model, not a curated record. Gene Ontology annotation, cellular component: plasma membrane.
GCCAGCAGCACCGCGGCAAGGGAACGAGCGUCAUCGUGCGCGUCUUUAACUUUGGUGCGUUGCUACAGUGGAGACUUGGUGACUUUUGCUUCAUUUUGGCUCCAUUUUCACUUUCUCUUCUUCUGCUUCCAACUCGACUGAGUCCUUGGACGUGAGUGGCCCUGGUCCGACCUGACGAGCGGCAGAGAGACUGACACCAGAGCGGCCCUGAAACGAUCCCGACAUCUUUGUUAGCCAGCAGCCAUGUUGAUCGUCCUAGUCCUCAUCAUGCUCUUCCACGUGGCCGCGGCCGUCCUGCUCUUUGUUGCCACCAUACAUAACGCAUGGUGGCUGGUGUCUCCACCGGGACGCGACGUGAUCUACUCUGACCUGUGGUACUCCUGCAACGCCACCUGCUACCCCGUGGAGAAGAGCCACACCCCUGACGCAGCCUACCUGCAGACCGUGCAGGCCACCAUGAUCCUGGCCACCAUUUUAUGCUGCGUCAGCUUCUUUCUCUUCAUCCUUCAGCUCUUCAGGCUCCAGCAAGGAGAGAGAUUCAUCUUCACGGCUAUUAUUCAGAUUUUGGCCUCCGUGUGCGUGAUGAUCGCGGCGUCCAUCUACACCACUCAGCACAAGUCCUUCCACGUGAGCAGUCUCCGCGACGGCUCCUACGGCUCCUCCUACAUCUUGGCCUGGGUCAGCUUCCCCAUGACGCUCCUCAGCGGCGUCAUGUACCUGGUGCUCAGGAAACGCAAGUAGGCGCCGCCCGGCGUCGGCGCGCACGAGCGGGAACACUUGGACGCCGCUCAUCGGGGGAAACGUUGCCGUAUCGACGCCGUGACGUAGACAACAUGGCGGCCUCUGUUGUUUUCAUUUCAGACGCGUUCGACCUCGCUUUUUAGCGCCAGCUGUUGCGCCAAUUUGCAUUUAAGGUUGGGCACUGCAGUCAGCUAGAGAUCCUACUCCGCCAAAGUCCAGUUUGCAUUAAAGAUAUAAUAAUAAUAAUAAUAAUACCAGGGCGCUGUGUGUAGGGCCCCGCAAUCCCAUGUCAAAUGAAAUUGGAACAUAUUCCUAGCCCCUUCCUGCUAGGUCACUGAUAACAAUGUACAGUCGUACCUCAAUUUACCAGCUUAAAUGCUUCAAUCAGAGUCAAAAUCGAGUUUAUUUGCCAAGUAUGUUUACAUUUGACUUGUUCGUAAUGCUAACGACGCUAGUUUGAUUACAAUACGAUAGCCAGGGGCGCCGGAAAGGGGGGGUAAAGGAGACGGAUUCUAGGGGCCCACGAUGGAGGGGGGCCCAGAGAGGCCCCUAAUGAUGAUGAAAUCCCUAGCGGCGCCCCUGACGAUAGCACAUACAAAUAUGCACGAACAUACUCCUACAGACGUCACACAUGGGACGCUUUAGCACAGGGUCCCCAAACUACGACCAGCUAGCGUCGAAAAUUCGGCCCUCCGGAAGUCGCAAAUUAAAAAAAAAAAAAUAUAUAUAUAUAUAUACUUUUUUUUUUAUCUGUCCUUUCCAGCCCAUCCAUCAUAAAUAUAUAUAUAUAUAUAUAUAUAUAUAUAUA